Molecule: messenger RNA, 402 nt
Organism: Linum tenue
Lineage: Eukaryota; Viridiplantae; Streptophyta; Magnoliopsida; Malpighiales; Linaceae
Source: the annotation of a GenBank genome assembly
AUGGUGGUGGAGGAGGAGGAGGAGAGGGAGGUGGCGUGGACGAUAAGGAAGGUGUUGACGAAGAGCGACACCAACGACUGCUCGAGGCUGUUGAUAGCAAACGACUUGGCGCGGCAGCACGUGUUUCCGUACCUGACGGCGGAGGCGGCGGAGAGGGUGGAGAGCGGCGGGUGCAAGGCGGAGGGGGCGGCGGACGUGGUGGUUUGGGACGUGGACACGGGUUCGGAGCACCGGCUGCAGUUCCGGAGGUGGAACUCGACCCGGGGCUACGUGUUCAACAAUGAGUGGACGGGAGGGUUUGUGAGGAGGAGGGAGCUCAAGGAAGGUGACGAGGUUGGUCUCUGCUUUGACGGCCGACGUGGACGGUUCGUCUUCUCCGUUCUUAAGCGAGCAGCAAAUUGA